AAGAUGCCACAUGCAGCAAGUGGUGUUGGAAUGCAGACCAAACUGAGCACCUGGACGCCCCUGAACCACUCUCCUUCCAACAGCAAGCUUUUUGAAGAGAGACGGAGCCUCCUGGCAAAGUGGUUUGACAGGUGGUCUGACAGCCAGAGGAGGCUGGUGCUGCAAGACUUUAUCAUGGGAUGUUCUCAGGAGCAGCUCAGAUUCGUGAGCCUGAGUGUGAGCAGACAGCUCCCCCUGCUGGCUGCCGACUUCACCUGCCUGCUGCCAAGAACCACCUGCCUCUACAUCUUCUCCUUUCUGGACCCACGCAGCCUCUGUCGCUGUGCCCAGGUGAGCUGGCACUGGAAAAGCAUUGUAGAACUGGACCGGUUGUGGAUGCCCAAGUGUCUGAGGCUAGGCUGGUGUAUCAGCUUCUCCCCCACAGUGUUUGAACAGGGUGUGUGGAAGAGACACUACAUCCAGACUGUGCAGGAGAUGCUGCUCGUCCCAAUAAAAAAGGUCUGGAUGAGGCAACAGGCGGUGGUUCCAGAUGCAGCACCCAUUAGCAAAUAUGAGGACAUGUCAGCUCUCAGUGAGGGGCGGGCAACAGCCACAACCCAGGAAGGUGGCAGAGUGUCCAGGAGCAGAUUAAAAACGAAUCAUCCACCUGUGCCUCCACCUUGGAGAGACUCAGACCGAUGCCCCAAGGACACGGUGCGCUUCAACUACCUGGACAACUCGGACCCCAUCAGGCAAGCCAUUGCAGCGGAAAUGAAGAGCAGAGCAACCACCUGUAGCAGUAAAACUGACAAGGGAGACGACGGGAGACAGAAGACGCUGUCUGACACCAACUACAAACUACGCAAAGCUAAAUCUCUGAUGUUCCUCACUUCAAACUGCGACGCCCACCACCCUCCUCCUCGGCCCCAUUGGGCGUCUCACAGCCAAGGCUACCCCGUCACCAAGGAGGCGGGUCAGAACCUGCUGGGGCUGGCUCAGUGGAAUGCCGGGAAGCGUCCGGGCCCGGUGAGGAUGGCGGUACCCAGGCUGAGUGUGGAGGCCCUCAGGGCAUCCCAGCGUUCAAACCGGAGCGUUCCCAGUGCACCCCUGUUUGAAUUUCAUCCCUGGACUUCGCCGUUAACACUCACACAACACGUGGAUUGACCAACACCGCCCCCCGCAGGACAACUACGGAAUGACAGCUUCAUUUAUAAGGUGCAGAAGGCCAAUUGCUGCAGUUCAUGUGAAAGAAAAUGCACUGUAUAGCUGUUGGAAUUAAUACUUUUCUUAAUACCAGCCAAUAAUCAUGUUUAUAGGUUAGAAUGAAAUAUAAAAUGUGUUUAUAUGUAAGAAAUGUACCACCUUUAUUAUCCAAUUCACACAACCCUUUCAUUAAACAAUACAAAGCAAUUUAUAUAAUCGGCCAGUCUGCAACUUCUUUAAC
This is a messenger RNA of Dunckerocampus dactyliophorus (ringed pipefish), 1423 nucleotides long. RefSeq names its product F-box protein 16 (gene fbxo16). Bases 4 to 1143 code for a protein of 379 amino acids. The transcript has 8 exons. The record is from RefSeq and is a predicted model, not a curated record. NCBI's taxonomy places the organism in Eukaryota, Metazoa, Chordata, Actinopteri, Syngnathiformes, Syngnathidae. Gene Ontology annotation, molecular function: protein binding.